AUGGCGGAGUCUACCUGGUCCUUACCCUUCCUCUCCCACUCACCUCCAUCCUCGUCCUCGUCGGCGACGGAGACAACGUCUCCGACACCCUCACAGCCCCAUGCGCUUAUCAUCCUCAACCAGCCCUUCUCCCUCCCCCUUCUCCAUCUCGUCUGGCGCGCAUGCACCUGGCAUUGCUGCGCAGAUGGCGGCGCGAACCGCCUCCACGAUGUACUCAAGUGUACCCCCGCGGGUGUCGACGAACGCAGCUUGUUACUCCCGGAUCUCAUCAAGGGCGACCUAGACUCGCUCAGGGGGGACGUGACGGAGUACUAUGCGUCCCAGGGUGUCCCCAUCGUACAUGAUCCGGACCAGUACUCAACUGACCUCAUGAAGUGCAUCCAUAUCCUCUCCGACAAGGAGAAGACAGAGGGCAUCACUUACGACAUUAUCAUCCUAGGCGGGCUGUCUGGCCGGCUCGACCAGACCGUGCACACGCUGUCGCUUCUCCACAAGCUUCGCAAGUCACGCAAGCACAUAUAUGCGAUCUCUGAUGAUAACCUCGCGUGGGUGCUCGACAAGGGUGAACACCACAUUAGGAUCAAUCACGAACUGCUUGGCCCAACAUGCGGACUGCUACCUGUCGGGAUUGACUCGACGUCGAUCACUACACGAGGGCUGCGGUGGAAUCUAACCGAUUGCAUAUCCUCGUUCGACGGAAUGGUCUCAACGUCGAACCACCUCCUCCCCGGCGAGGACGUCUGGAUUAAGACGACGAAGCCGAUCUGGUGGACUGUCGAGCUUCGGACGCUGCGUUGA
Molecule: messenger RNA, 798 nt
Organism: Sparassis crispa
Lineage: Eukaryota; Fungi; Basidiomycota; Agaricomycetes; Polyporales; Sparassidaceae
Product: Thiamin pyrophosphokinase 1
Exons: 6
Coding region: 1-798 (265 amino acids)
Biological process (GO): thiamine metabolic process; thiamine diphosphate biosynthetic process
Molecular function (GO): ATP binding; thiamine binding; thiamine diphosphokinase activity
Source: RefSeq, a predicted model, not a curated record